This is a messenger RNA of Homarus americanus (American lobster), 3861 nucleotides long. It is a transcript of the gene grsm, whose product is annotated as probable aminopeptidase NPEPL1. Bases 120 to 1799 code for a protein of 559 amino acids. Gene Ontology annotation, molecular function: manganese ion binding; metalloaminopeptidase activity. NCBI's taxonomy places the organism in Eukaryota, Metazoa, Arthropoda, Malacostraca, Decapoda, Nephropidae. The record is from RefSeq and is a predicted model, not a curated record. The transcript is spliced from 12 exons. Gene Ontology annotation, cellular component: cytoplasm. Gene Ontology annotation, biological process: proteolysis.
AUAGGUUAAUAAGUCUUUUCAGAAGGGUGUCAAGUUUAUCCCUUUGUCACCAUCUUAUCAGUAGUUGGCCGGCAACAAGAUAUCCAAAUCGGACUCAGUUUUUGCUGUACACCUGCCAGAUGUUACGUGGUGCAAAAAAUUCAGCCACUCAUCAGUUAGAAUCGAAGGGUGACGUCACCACAGCCACACCCCCAAUUAGAGGGACAGUUCACGGGGCUGUGGGAUCGACAGAAAGAAUGGGAAGCCCCAUGAUCCGGUUCAAAGGCUCCCUCAGUACAUCUGACCCACGGAAAUGUCCUGUGUUGAUAAUUGGUCAGCUAGGACAUCUUGCUGCUCUCUCAUUUAGUGAUGUUGCAGGAAAACUACAACCACGAGUUGAUGAAGAAGCAUGGACCCUCGCAGUAAAUGGCCUUCAACCCUCCCCAACUGACUACUGUUCACUGUACCUAAAUUUGGCUACUGUGGCAGCCCUUCCUGUGAAGUGUUCUAGACACAAUACUCCAUCACGAACCCAUUCCAUCACAAAGAUAAUCAAAACACACUCAACGGGUACUGAAGAAUGCAUUGUGCUUGUUUGUGAACGAGCAGAUCUCUUUGCUAGUGCUUGUGGUGUUGCAAGAGCAUAUCCAACAUAUUCCCGAAAGACUGCCCCUGGUUCAUCAUCAAACCAUACUGUAACUGUAGAAUUGUUGUUAGUGGGAAAGGGAGACUCUCCAUUAACAGAUGAGGACAUUGAGGUGUUAAAUGAUGGUGUAUACGGAGUUCGCCUUGCUGCCAGAAUCGUUGAUACACCAGCCAACGAGAUGCACACAGAUUCUUUUAUUGGGGAGGUACAAGAAGUGGCAAAUUUUCUAGGAAUCAAGCCUCUAAUCAUUAGAGGCGAAGAGCUGUCCGCUAAAGGUUUUGGUGGUAUCUAUGGUGUAGGAAAAGCAGCUGUCCAUCCCCCUGCUCUUGUGGUGCUAUCUCACCAUCCACCAGGUGGGACAGAGAACGUGGCUUGGGUUGGCAAGGGUAUUGUCUAUGACACUGGUGGUCUUAGCAUCAAAACAAAGACAAGCAUGCCAGGAAUGAAGAGAGACUGUGGAGGUGCAGCAGCAAUAUUAGGGGCAUUUUAUGUUGCUGUGCGAGCAGGAUAUACACAAAAUCUUCAUGCUGUAUUUUGUUUGGCUGAAAAUGCUGUUGGACCCACUGCAACAAAGCCAGAUGAUAUUCAUACACUAUAUUCUGGAAGGACUGUAGAAAUCAACAACACUGAUGCGGAGGGUCGUCUGGUUUUGAGUGACGGAGUGGCUUAUGCAGCCAUAGACCUGCACUGCACAACCAUCUUGGACAUGGCCACACUCACAGGUGCCCAGGGAACUGCAACAGGAAAGUUCCAUGGAGCAGUAUUAACCAACAAUCAACAGUGGGAGGAAGCAGCAGUUACAGCCGGGCAGUCCUCUGGGGAUCUCAUCCAUCCACUUCCUUAUUCCCCAGAACUUCAUUUUGCAGAAUUUGCAUCAGCCGUAGCAGAUAUGAAAAAUUCUAUGGCCGACCGUUCAAAUGCAACUUCAUCAUGUGCUGGCCUCUUCAUUGCAGCUCAUCUGGGUUUUGAUUUUCCAGGAAAUUGGAUUCAUGUUGAUAUGGCGUAUCCAGUUCAUUGUGGUGAACGAGCUACAGGCUAUGGCGUUGCUCUAUUACCAACUCUCUUUGGCCAUCACUCCCAAAGCAGAAUUUUCCGUAAUCUGGCACCCAUAUCUGCUGAGAACGGGGAGUGUGAAAAUGACUGCAAAGCUUCUAAGAAGAUGAGGUUAUCAUAGUGAACUGUGUUAUCAGUAGUAUAUAUAUUUAUAUAUAUAUAUAUUUUCAGGGGGUCCCUGGUUUAUGAACAGGUUUUGUUCUUAAGGACAUUUUUAAAUAAAAAAUGUACGCAAGUCGAAACACAUGCUAUGUGCAUACCAUACUUACAAAACAAUGUUUAAAAUCCCACUAUAUCAUAGCCUAAGUCCUUAUAUACUGUACAUCUAAAAUCACCUAAUUUAAGAGAAAGAAAUAGAAUGACAAAAUACAGUAAAUAAAAGUAAAAAAAAUAAGGUAUUAGGUAAAUGAAAUACUGUAAAUUUAAAGUUGAACCUUUUUCCUAGCGGCGGGCUUUCGUAAGUCGGGACCCCCUGUAUACAUAUAUGUAUGAAUUACUAGUAAAUGGUAUUCUAUUGACAAUAACAGUGCCCUUCAAACUGUCAUAAACCCAAAUAAUUUUUCCCUAAAUUGCAUUUUAGUUAUUUAUAUUUUCCACUUACAAUGUGUAAAUAUAGCCUUAUUGAGUUGAUAAAAGGUUAUAUAGGGUUUCAUCUCAGGUAACAUCUUUUAAAGUUAUUUAUGGUGGAUCAUUUAAUAUUCAAGUAAGAUAUGAAUUUGGAUUACCAUGUUAUACCCACAUUUUUUAAUCACUUCAAUCAGUGUGAAGCACAAUCCCAUGUGCAAAGAUACUUAACCCUCAUGGUAAUAUGGAUUCUUGCUGCACAGCCAGAUAAGGCAGUUCCCUUUUUAUUCAAAGCCACUAAUAAUUAUUACUUUAAAGUCGGAAAUGAAAUACAGUACUGUACCUAGUUUCAAUAAAUUGUGAGAACUACGUAGAAUGGGUAAUGCUUAUACUGUACCUGUAUUUUAUCUAAAGAAACCUACUUUCUGUAAUUAAGAUAUUAAUUAUUAGGUUAUAAUUAGAUGGACAAUUUUUGACUGUGCAAUAUUUGAUGAUGUGUAACUUGUUACAUGAGUCCAUAAUAUAGCUGUCACUGUGCCAUUGAUUUUGAUUUGUGGAAUGUGUCUUCCAGUUGUAAAUCUCAAAAUUUUGAAAGAAUUUUUUUUUGGGUCCUACAGACUUAACACUCUCAGGGUCUUCAUACCCAUAAACACAUAUGAAAGAAUUUAUCAUCUUGGGGUCUUCAUAUGCAAAAAGCCAUAUGAACAUGUGGUGAUAAAAAAAAUGUUUAAAAUUGUUUAUUGUCGGCUAGAUACGCAUACCUGUAUUGUCACUUUCAUACAUCUGGCAGCUUCCCUGCCUGUAUGCACACACCACUGCAGCUAUCAUUGUUGCCAUAUCAGAAAUAAAAAUUCAUUUAUAGGAAAUUUUUAUAUCCUCAGGAAAUGCCAUUACGCAUUGAAAUACAGUAUACUGUACACAUUUGUUCAGUGCUAAACAUGUAAGGAUUACCAAGGAACAAAUUUAAUGUUCUGAGCACAUAUAAUAAUGCGGGUAUAAUGUCAUGUAUAAACCUUUUUCUUGUGCAUACUGAUAGUUUUUCCUCAACAUAGGCUUUUGUAUGAAAAACAUAUUUUAUUGUAUGUACUUAUCUUAUACUAUUUAUAGAUAAUUAACUUGCAAUUUUCUUGGUAUUAACCCCAUGUUUCUAUCUCAUAGUAUGCAUGCUAUGACUAAAAUUGUAGUUAUCUGACACACAUGGGUGUAGUGUGUGAGGGAGACUGCUGGAGUGUGGAACAUGAGCGGCUGGCCACAGAGAGGAGGCAAAAUCCUGAGAGUGUUAAGACAAAAGCAAGUGCAAUUUAUGCAGAUGUUCUCAUGUUUUCUUAUCAGUCACUAUUGUUUGAUAAAUGUUUACUGUGUAUACUCAAAACAACACACUUAUGUUUACCUUGUGUUAAAAUAACCAUUCUGUAUAGUAUUUAGUGUUAUGGUAUUUAAAGUACCUGUGCUUUCAUUCAUUGCUUUGGAAAUUUUAGACCAGUAGAUUUUCCCUUAAGUUUGUAACUAGAAAACCAGAAUAAAGAGCAAGAUUGCAGAAAUUAAACUAAUCAGUAAUGUGUAAUACUGUAUAGUAUUUUGAUUAUGAUAAAAAUUACAAAUAAAAUUGUUUAAUGGUG